This is a messenger RNA of Salvia hispanica, 1050 nucleotides long. RefSeq lists its product as uncharacterized. The record is from RefSeq and is a predicted model, not a curated record. Gene Ontology annotation, cellular component: replication fork. Gene Ontology annotation, biological process: DNA replication. NCBI's taxonomy places the organism in Eukaryota, Viridiplantae, Streptophyta, Magnoliopsida, Lamiales, Lamiaceae.
AUGUAUUUUUUUUAUGGUUAUGGAGGUACCGGUAAAACAUUUAUAUGGAAGUCUUUGUCAGCCGGAAUUCGUUCGCAAGGAGGUAUUGUUUUAAAUGUUGCGUCCAGUGGCAUAGCAUCUCUAUUGUUACCUGGAGGUAGAACCGCACACUCACGCUUUAAGAUUCCGAUCAAUGUGAAUGAAGAUUCAGUAUGCAAUAUAAGACAAGGGACAGAUCUGGCCGAGCUUAUCAUAAUGUCCAAGCUUAUCAUAUGGGAUGAAGCACCGAUGAUUCAUAAACACUGCAUAGAAGCCGUCGACAGGACUUUUAGAGAUAUACUUCGUGUGUGUAGUGAAUCCAAUAUGGACAAACCCUUUGGUGGAAAGACUGUAGUUUUUGGUGGUGAUUUUAGACAAAUUUUACCCGUUGUUCCUAAAGGGAGUCGUCAGAGUAUUGUGAAUGCUACGAUUAAUUCUUCAUAUCUUUGGAGUAGUUGUAGAGUGUAUUUGAGCUCUGAUAGCAUUUCAGCUUCUGAUUCUAAUUCGAAUGGUUCUGCUGACAUACAUUCAGUUGAAUUUUUGAAUAAAUUGAAGUGUUCAGGUACACCUAAUCAUGAAUUGAUGUUGAAAGUUGGAACUCCUGUGAUGUUGUUAAGAAACAUAGAUCAUUCUAAUGGUUUGUGUAAUGGCACCAGAUUAGUAAUUACGCGGUUAGGAGAUUAUGUUUUGGAGGGUCGGGUGUUGGGUGGGCAUAGUAACGGUCAUAAGGUUUUGAUACCACGUAUGUCCUUGAUACCGUCUGAUCCAAGGCUACCGUUCAGAUUCCAACGACGCCAAUUUCCAUUGGCUGUGUCAUAUGCAAUGACCAUUAACAAAAGUCAAGGCCAAUCUCUUUCGCAUGUUGGGUUAUUUUUGAAAAAAUCGGUGUUUAGUCAUGGACAACUUUAUGUUGCUGUAUCUAGAGUGACAAGUCGUGAAGGUUUGAAGAUUUUAGUUUGUGGGGAUGAGAAUGAUAGUAAAUGUGAUUCAACUUUGAAUGUUGUGUACAAAGAAGUGUUUCAAAAUGUAUGA